GACCACUGUGAGGGGAACAGAAGUACCCGAAGGAAGACGGGGGCACCAAAAAUUGACACGGGGCGGAAAAAAUUUGGCCGACCCUUAUCCGUUCAAAAAUACGAGGAAAACGGACUGUAAGGACAGUUUAGGUUGAAAUCCUGUGACGAGAACUACGUCGCGCGAGCUUGAACAUUAGCUCGCGCAGUAAGCGGAAAUCGGAGUUUGUUUAACGGAUCGAGAGCGAUGGAGAGGCCUGCGAGAGUGUUUUUCCACGGGAUGAGGAAAAACGACCUGCUAACCUGAAAUCGGAAACCGCCUUUGUGCACAUCUACGCUUUCGGCGCCCUUUUCGCAUAAGUUAUUUUCACGCUUUACUCUCCUAGAGGACUUUCUUCGUUCACGAGCAGGUGUGACUGCAUAGCCUUUGAAUGCUCUCUGUUGUGGUGUAAAAGGAGGGAUGUGAUUGAAAAAGUGAUUCCGGCUCUUCCCCUUCACAGUCUUCUCGGAGAACCAUCAACACCUUUACAAGCUGUUAAGUCACUGCUUUUUAAAGAUUUGGACUGGCCACGACCGGACAGGAGGAAGACAACGACCGACAGGACGACACAGUCAGGAGCAAGAAAGUGGUCAUACUACUGUGCUGUGUUUCUUGUCUUCCAGCUAAGAAGAUAAAGAGGUUGGAUAUGCCCUGUGGACAAUCUGGCCUUUCCGCUGUUUCACUCUGAUUCAAAUGAUUGAAAAGAAGUUGGUUGCUCAUCAAAAAAAGUUGGUUCGAUUUAAAUGGACAGUUUUGAGAAAAACGCAAAUUGGGACCAUUUCUAACGGAACUUGUCAAAGAAAUACACGAAUAUCAAAAAACAAAGACAUUCCCUCAUCACUUCUUCAAUUUUAAGUGGCUUUCAACACUAAAUGAAUUGCUUUUUAGUGAUAGACACAUUUUGCAAAGCAAGUUUGAAAUAGUAUUAGUUGACACAUUUUUCUUUUAACUAGAUUUACUAACACAGACCUAUGUUUAUUACAUGACAUUGUGAACCACGUUUUGUUUUGUUUUUUAAUGUCACUUAUUUAUAGAUUAUUAUUUAAUCCAAGACUUCCAGAGAUUUAACACACAUAAGUGGCCUACUACUAUAUCCAGAACACUGUUUAUCUGGGAUGGACAGUCACAACAUCAGACAAAUUACUCUCACACAGCGUUUCUUUUAAAAACUGUUAGUGGCCGUAGCACCACGUUUCUCUGCACAUAUAUCACAUUAAGUAGCAUUGUCCACUUUGCUGCAGUAACAAGGGAGCAGGGAAGAAAUAUAAUCCCUCAACAGUGAGAGGGAGAUGUUCCAGUUUGGAAAGUACCCUAUGGACAUUUUAGAAAUGCUCAGUGGACACCAGGCUCACCAGUUCAAAGGACUGGGGCUGGAAAGACAACUGCAGCACCAACAACAAGUCCAGCUUCAGCACCACCAGCAGCAGCUUCAACAGCAGCAGCAACAACAGAGCGAGGCCUCAGGUGGACUCCUGUCUGGGCUUGGACUUGGCUCACUUCAAGGAUCUAGAAGUAAUGCAUUUGCUGAUUCAUCAUCCAUAUUUGCCAAAAUGAGUGCACCCCCUCCACCUCUUCCACAACAAACUCAGUCCUCAUCCUCACAAAGCACACGUAAAUCCAGCAAGAUGAGCAGCAGCAGCAGUGGGAGUGGCAGUUCUGCCUCUGGCUAUCCACAGUUCUUACGCACAUUUCACCCAGCUGAGGCAGCUCUAGCCCAGGAGCAGCUUCACUCAGGAAUGGGGCGUUUUGAUUUUGCAGGGGGCAGUACUGGAGUUGUAACAUCUGCUCCACCUCCACCACCCUUGCACCCUGUCCUCUCUGUUCCUCAGCCAUCUCCUGGACCAUCGUCCUCCUCACCCUCUCCUUCGAGUUCAACCACCACUUCUAAUAAUCCCUCCAGCAGUAGCAGCUCAGUGGCUGGAUUAGUUGGAGCUCAGUCAGAUGCAAGGAGUUUACACCAGCAGUUCAGUUGCAUGCUUGCUGCAAACCAAUACCUUUUUUCUGGAGUGCCCACAAAUGCCAGUUUGGAACAGUUUCUAGUCCAGCAGGGUCCCCAUAAUCAUCUUGGUCUUGCAGAUUCAAAUACAGGUCUUGCUCCACCUCCUGCCCUUCAUCCUUCUCACACCCAUGGCCAUCCAGCCCCCCAGCCCCAGCAACAGCAGCAGCAGCAGCUGCCACCUCAUGCAUUAUCUCACCCACACAGCCAUGCCCAUCCACACCACUCUCUUCACCCUGCCCCCCAACCAUCUCCUCUUGGUGGUUUUGAUUUUCAAGGCAUCCCUGUGCUUUCCUCUAAUCAGCUGGCUUCCCUAAUGCAUCAAGAAGCAGGCCUUCCUUUGCCACUCCCACUCCAUCUCUCUGUACCAAAGGAUGAGGGGAAAGGAGAUAGUGGCUCUGGGGCUGGAGGAAGUGGAGGUAGUGGCAGCAGGAGAAAGAAAGCCAUGGCUGGCUACCUGCCCCAGAGAAAGACAGAUGGUAGCAGUAACAGCAGUACUAGUGGUGCUAACUGCCAUGGCAGCUCUGGGGCACAUGGUCAUGAUGGGUCCUCUGGUCUUGUGGGAGGAGGUGGAGGGGUUGGUAUGAGGGGUCUUGGUGGUGACCCCUCCUCCAUCCUCUCAUCACCAACACCAUCCUCCUCUUCUUCAACUGUCUCCUCCUCUUCUUCCUCUGCCCCAUCCUCAAACUCUGCCUCUGUGCUGGUAUCAAAUAUUUCUCAGAACCCUAAACCUGAAAGCCAGCAAUCAAUGACUCCUAAUAUCACACAGCCUGAGCAAGAAGCUCUCUUUCAUUGUGGAGAGUGUGGCAAGUCUUUUUCCUAUCUUCCAAGCCUUCGGCGACACAUACGCUGCCAUGAAGAUGGUAAUGGUAGAAGCAGCACAAACACAAAUCCUAGUCAUCAGCAUUCGUCAGAGCUUCCCCACUCAACACAGGAUGGAAUUUCUCAAAAUGCUCACCACCAGCAUGAGCAGAAUCCAGACCCAAUGUCUUCUGCUUGUUCAAGUCCAGAUAAGUCUUACUGUUGUAAUGAAUGUGGAAAAGGUUUCAAGAAGAGAGGACACCUACUUCAGCACGGUAUCAUCCACUCUGGAGCUCGCCCAUAUGCCUGCUCUGUCUGUGAGCGUUCAUUCAACCGUAGAGAGUCUCUAACACGACAUGAAAAAAUUCAUGAAGAAAAGCCCUACCGCUGCCCAGCAUGUGGCCGUUGUUUUAUAGAGAGCACUUCUUUGCUUAACCAUGCUGCCUCUGGUAGCUGUGGCAAGCCAGGGAGGAGAUCAAGAAGCAGUGAUGGUAGUUCAUUAAGUUCAGUAGAGGGCAAGGUUGAAAGUGAUUUCCCAAGUGGACAAAUGAGUGAUGGCAAAGAACUGGUAUUUUGCAAAAAUGAGGAUGGCAGAGCAGGUAUGACCUGUGAGAGUCUGUAUUCACAAGGAAGAAGCGGUACUCAAAAUCCUGUGUGCAAAACUGAAGAGAAAUAUAAUCCUGAGAAGUAUAAUCCUGAGUAUUCAAGAGAUCCUUACCAAACAUCAUACAGGGUCGAUGACUACCGUCGCCAACAGGGUAACCCUUCAUCCUACUCUGGAGACCCCUGUAACAACAGCUUGUCAAGUCCAGCCCUCAGAAAAGCCCCUUUAGCCCCAACACUUCAUCCACACCCUCAAAAUCAGCAGCACCAUCACCAACAACAAGCUCAUCUUCCUCUCUCCUCUCUUUUGGAUGACUCUGAAGAUGAAGUCACCAGUAGUGCCAUGUCUGCCAUUGCUGCUGCUGCUGCUGCCUCUGUCUUGCCUGCUGAGAUGAACAAUAACGGGGGACGAGAGGAAAGAAGGGAUAUAAUUGGGGGUCUGUUAGGAGGGCUUGGCUUUGGAUCCAUGGGUGCCUCUUCCUCUACAUCUGCAGGAAAUGUUGGGAAUGAAGAAUGUCUAAGUGGAUCAAUGAUACCUUUAUCUCACCCAACCCAACAGCAGCCUAAUUCACAAAAUGCCAAUCCUAAUGCCAAACCCAAGCGGCCACGGAAGCCCAGACAAAAAAGAGAGCCCAGACCUGGUGGGGCUCCAGGAGAAGGAGUGAAACGUCGGAGAAACAAUCAGAGUGGUGCUGGUGGAGAUGGCUCAGAAAGGCCUUAUUUAUGCACUGUUUGUGGAAGGGGAUUUAGCAGGCGCGAGACCCUUCGUCGACAUGAACGUGUGCAUACAGGGGAAAAGCCAUUUCAUUGUGACAUCUGUGGAAAAGACUUUCGAGAACCUUUUCACCUAACUAAACAUCAGACUGUUCACUCGGGGGAGAAGAACUACAAAUGCACCCUCUGUGGAAAAGAUUUUGGAUAUGCACAGAGUCUGAAAAGGCAUGAAAAGCUGCAUCUAAGAGGAGAUUUUAAGCCGAGGCGAAGUAAAAGCAAACCUUCUGCAAAUCAAGGGGCACCCGGUAAUCAAGAUGGCAAUCAAACCAACUCUGGCGCUUAUUACUCAUAUCCUCAGGAUAAAGUUGAAGAGUCUAAUGCUAGCACAAGCAACCAACCCCCACCUAAGCUAUACACAUGUGAGAUUUGUUGGAAAUCAUUCCGCCAUCAUUUUCACCUGACUGCCCAUCACCAAGCCAUUCAUGAACAUGGUGGGGAGAAACUUUUCUCAUGUGAAGUGUGCGGUAAGGCUUUUUCUUACUCCAAUAGCCUGACCAGACAUAGAUUAUCUCAACAUGGUUUGGCCCGUACUGGACCAACAACACAGCCAACAGGAAGUGAGUCUAUUGGAACUGCCUCAUCUGUCUCAGAGAGUGAGGCUGCAGCCAAUGCUCUCCUUCAUAUAACGCCUGAAAGUGGAAGUCAUGUAGUACAACAGCCCCACUCAACCAUUGCUCACACACAGCAUCCUCAGCCUGCUGGUUAUUCCCCACUCUUCUACACUCCUGAGUCAGGACAUCACAGUUCAAAUCUCUCUUCACACCCCCAACCUCUGCACUACUCAAACCCCUCUAUGGGUCCCCUCCAGCUUCAACAGCCAACAAGCGGAAAGGGGCAGUUAAUUUAUUCAGGGGGUAUAAGUAACACCCUUCAUUCCACUCCACCUCAUAUCCACAUUUCACCACCCCAGCACUCUCAACACCAGCAGCAACCACACCCUUUCCCCAUGCAGUCCCAACUUCUACAACAAAGCCCUCAGGCCCCAGGAGAUGCCACCCAGCGGAAGAAGAAGAAAAAAAAGAAAAAAUAUAAAUUUGCCAGUGGUGCGCAGUUAAUCAGUGGAUUCAGUGCACAUGAAAUUGCCAGAAGGCACAUAUAUUUAAAAAGGAAGAAAUGCAGGCUUCAGCAGCAGCGAAAAAGGAAGAAGUGGCUAGCUCAGCUAAAGUGGGCCAAGUUUACUGGAGAAGGGCUUGGUAUAAAUUUAGGUGGAGGAAUGUGGCGUGUCGGGCACUUUAGGUUUAGAGGCCUGAGGUCUCUCAUAGUCCCCUUAAAGUCAUACUCUUGUCCCGUCUGUCCAUUCACCUCGUUUACAAGCCGUGUAACUCUUUCAGUUCACCGCGUAACCAGGCAUCCACCAAGAAAACAUGGCCGUCAGGCUCGCCUAUGCUGCAUAGUUUGUGGAAAGCGUUGUAGAAGGCUAGUGUCAGCUCUUCGUCAUCGGGCCUACCACCUCUCUCAAGGAGCUUUCUCUUGCUCUCGAUGUCCCUCACGCUUUUGGAAUGGCACCCUCCUGCAGCGCCACCGAUUUACUUGUCGGUGUGUUAGUAGAGGAAGCAACAUUUCAAUAAAGGGGACUAAUAUUCAGAGGGUAGAGGACCAGAUUGAAAGAUCAACAGUUGUGACAGGGUACAGGCACUAAAUAAAUGGACAUCUAAAAGAAUAAAAGUCCACGAAACAGAUGUUUUGGAAGAAAUGUUAACGUGAAAGUAGGCAUAGAGGACUGUUAUGAAAUUACCGCAUAUUCGACUCCUAAAAUGUGUGGUCUGAUUUUAACCAAGGGAGUGCCUCAGAGUAAAAGACUCGGUUAACAAAAACAAGCCUGUACCUAAAGAACCAUCCAUUAUAGGCAUGGAUCUCUAACACUGUUUCUCCAAAGGGGAAGAUUAUUCUAGAAUAUUAAACUGGUUUUUGGUAGCACCUUUGGUUGUAAUGGUAGCAUCUCUAUCCUCCUAUAAAUGCAUUCACUAUGUAUUUUCGUAACUUUAUUUGUGCUGCAAUGAUGGAUGCAUACCAGUGAAAGUGAACUAAUCUGAACAGUAACAAUCUAUUCUCUAAACUAGUUUCCCCCCAGUACUCAAGAGUUUAAUGGUAUAGCCUUUGUUUACUUUCAGUUUUACGUAGCUUUUUGUUCCAUGUGGUGUCAUGUUUUGUUUUCCCCCCUUUUGCCGUCUUUAAAUUAAAAUGCAAAUGUUUGACCUGAAACUGAACAUUACUGGUUGGGAUGCAGAAUAAAGUACAUAGUGUGUGUGUAUACCCUAAAAACAACUUUUAUCGAUAGACACAAUGUUCAUUUUAACUGUCUCAAAGAUUAUUCAUCAGGACUCGCUACAGUAAAACUGUCAAAACUUGCAAAAUAUUCUGCAGCGCUGAUGUGGACGGGACAGAAUGUUGAUAAUGCCAUGUUCCUGUUUUUAACGUCACAAUUAUUAUUAUUAUUAUUAUUAUAAUUUUUUUUAAUGACAUAUGUAAUGAACAUUUGCAGGUGUUUCUAUGGCAAGUGUUAAUGUCGUUGGUUGCGAGAUUGGCCAGAAGGAGAGAGGAACAGCCAGUCUGUACUGUACAAUGCGUAUUAUAUUUUAUUAUGUAACGGUUGUGUUCUUUCUUUUUUUAUUAUUCAAAGUAUAAGUUCUUUUUUAAUAUUUUUUUCUAUUUUAGGGGUGGGUGGGUAUGUGGCGUAGGGUCUGUCAUUGUAAGAUUUGGGGAAUAUAUGUAUCAGUGUGAUUUUUGUUCCCUGCCCUUUUGAUCGGUUUAACCCAAACCACAGUUUAGCCCAGCUUUCCCAACACUAUUGUAUUCAUUCUCAAUACAUUACUUAGCUCUACUGUCCCAAAGUUUUCUUCUCCAUAAACAAAUACAAAAUAUAAAUACUAAACAACUGUUUUCUUUUUCUGAGCCAACAGAAGUGUUGAGUACCUCAGAAAGCAAAUAAAAGAUAGACAAUGUUAUACAGUUUUUUGGAGUAUUUGUAAAGGUUGAAUGUUUUUUUUUUUUUUUUGUCCCCCUGAAUAUUUGAGAAGUGGAGCUCAACCUCUUGAUGAUAAGCAGAUUAGGUUCAUUGUUUUUUUAUGGCAUGUAGGUUAAAUGAUUUAUAAACUUAAAGUGAGAGGAUAUGGCCAGGUGUUACACACCUGGUGCCAUGGUGCAUUGUUCUGAGGGAUGGGGCUGUUUACAGCUCACGUGUUGGCACAUGCCCUCUACAGUGCCACACACUAUUAGAGGUGGAGGGAAGAAUGCCCUUAUUGGUGCAUUGGUUUGGUGUGUUAGAGGAACACAACCGUCUGUUCGCUUAGUUUCUCUGCAGUGUCUCCAAGCGAAAGUUUAAUGAGAUUAAUACAGAGCAUAAUCUCACAUGACUUUAAUUAAAAUGAACAUGAACCUGCAAACAAUGCCCUCUAGAUGGCAGUAGUGUCCUGUAGUUUGCGGUGGUGAGGAGAUUAAUCGACUUGCCUUGCAAGGCUUGCUGUGCUCAGUCUUAAAAGAUUAACCAUUCAGAUAAUUGUAGUGGUUCUGUCGUACGUUUUUUUAUUUUACUUAUUUAUUUUUAUCAGAGUUAUAUAUAUAUAUUGCUUAAAUUUGUCUCACUAAUUUUGUAUCCGUAUUAUAGAGGGGAUUUUUAGAUUUUAAGUAACUGUAGCCAACUGUUAACUCUCAGGUUUAGUGAUGGCAGUUUUUCCUCUCACAAUCAGAUUUAUACAAAAAAUGGCCAUAUACAUGGUCCCGCUUUCAUGGAAAACCUAAAAAUAUCAGGGAAUUAAAAAAAUUUGAAUGUUGUAUUAAAUGUGAGAUUUUCUAGACCUGAAAUGUAAUAGAAAUUAGUCAAAUCAUCACAUAAAUUUCUAUAUGGAAUGUAAAUUUUUUCUAGUUUUGCCCUGCUUCUAAAACUACAUAUUGCUCUUUGUGAGUGCUUGUGUAUAGUACAGCUUGCUUGCAAACCAAUGUGAAACAUAAGUCAGGUCUUAUUGGAGACAUUUGUACACUGAAUAAUAGAUUAAAUCAGUUCAUUCAAAUCUCUACAUGGCAUACUUUACCAUUGAAACCCACCAGCCAAACUCUAUAAAAUGACAUUUAAAAAUCCUUGUCCAAUAAUCUUGAAUGACUGGAAAGGUAAUUGAAAAUGCAUGCAAAUUAAUUAGUCUAAAAGUGCGGGAACCCUACAAAUGCCAGUGAAGUCAGAGGUUGCUUUACAUGCUGUUAGA
Messenger RNA from Xyrauchen texanus (razorback sucker), 8388 nucleotides. RefSeq lists its product as uncharacterized. The coding region runs from base 1308 to 5831 and encodes 1507 amino acids. Gene Ontology annotation, molecular function: RNA polymerase II cis-regulatory region sequence-specific DNA binding; DNA-binding transcription factor activity, RNA polymerase II-specific. The record is from RefSeq and is a predicted model, not a curated record. NCBI's taxonomy places the organism in Eukaryota, Metazoa, Chordata, Actinopteri, Cypriniformes, Catostomidae. Gene Ontology annotation, biological process: regulation of transcription by RNA polymerase II. The transcript is spliced from 3 exons.